CUUUAAUUUCGAAUUGUGUUCGUCCAAAUGUUUCGUUCUUUUGUGUCCUGCGAUCGUGAUUGUCCAAACUAACUUACUUAAAUUUUAAUAUCAAUUUAUAGCUGCUGUAACCUGUUCUUAAUAUGUAUAAAUGUUUGAUUUAUGUGUGAUUCGAUUUAAACUGUUUUCUUUAUCUGAAAUCUUAACCUUAGUUGCCCUUGAAAAUCCCUAGAGUCUGCGAGACUAGAUGGCUUUCAAUUGAGCUGGCGGUGACCAGGAUUGUUGAUCAGUGGACUGAGCUAAAAUUGCAUUUUUCCAUAGCUUCACUCCAGGAGAACUGUCACAAAGCCAAAAUCUUGCACGAACUGUACAGUGACGAAGUAAAUUGCCUUUACUUAUUGUUUUUGAUGCCGAUAUUAGUGGAAAUGCAGCUCUUAAACAAAAACUUUCAAAGCAGAAAUUCAAAUGCUACAAAACUUUUGAAAGAUUUAAUAGCAACAAUCAAAUCGUUGAAGGCCUUAAUUAUACCACCAAGCUGUGAUAUCGACAUUUUGAAAUUUGAUUUCAAAUGUAUGGUUGAAACUAAUCUAAGCUUGGGGUAUGACUUUGAAAAAAAAAUUAAGUCCUUACAACUUCAGGAGCAGAUCGAAGUUGAAAUUCGAACAAAGUGUGCGUUUCGUUGUGGAGUUGGUCCAACAGCUAAGAGCCAGAUUGCCGAAGAACUUCGAAACGCUGGAAAAAAUAAAUGUUUUUUCUGUUGAUAGGAUUUUGAGAGCUCAAAAAGAAAAAAUUGAAGAUUUCUUGGAGCAGCUCAAUGUGGAAAAUAUAAGCGAUAUCCUAACGCAAUACGGAAAGAUCCAUUUAUUUUACUGGGAGAACAAGGAGGACACUGUCAAAUUUUGGGCAGAAGUGCUGAGCUUUAGGGACUCAAGUGACAACAACCCUUUCAAGUCCUUAGCGCUGUUUGCUAUAAGGCUACUCUGUUUGCCUUGGUCAAAUGCUGAGGUAGAGCGUGUGUUCAGUCAAAAUGAACAUAGUAAAAGUAACCUCAGAAACAGAUACGGCCUGCGCAGAAAUGGAAAAUGCUGCCACGAUUAUGAAGUGCCAACGAAAUUUUAA
Drosophila albomicans is the source of this 1098-nucleotide messenger RNA. RefSeq lists its product as uncharacterized. Lineage: Eukaryota; Metazoa; Arthropoda; Insecta; Diptera; Drosophilidae. The coding region runs from base 580 to 1098 and encodes 172 amino acids. The record is from RefSeq and is a predicted model, not a curated record. The transcript is spliced from 3 exons. Gene Ontology annotation, molecular function: protein dimerization activity.